AUGGCCAAGUCCGUUUCUGUUGUAGCAAUCAUAGUAGUUUUAGUACUCUUGAGCCUAGCUCAGGCCACAGAGCUCACAAAAAACACCACCAGUGGCGUUGAUGAGGAAAAACCCUUGAUUCCUCCGGGCCGAGAGCCGUGGCGGCAGAGAUGCGAUCAGCAAAUCAAGCAACAGAUGGGCCAUAUUCGGGGUUGUCGGGCUUACUUAACGUACAUAACUCGGCCGGAAACUCAACCCGGAGGAGGCCGGGGGACAGCCCAACAGUUCCUGAUGGAUUGUUGCCACGGCAUCAAGAACAUGCCGGAGCAGUGCCGGUGUGAGGCCGUGGAAAGGGCACUGAAUUUGCAGCCAGGGGAGUUUCAGUUUGUAAGAAUGAAUAAUAUGAGGACGAUUGCUAGCGGCCGAAGAGGACCGCCACUGGAGAAGAAGAGAGAUUGCAAGUUUGAGAUUGGUCGCGGCAUUCGGUUCCUUCGCUAUUGCGAGUGCUACUUGCAUAUUAUAAAGGGCGCGCAUGAUUGCGGCGAAACAGGCACGCCGAUGAUCGAUAUCGACCCGGACGUGUUGUACGAGAUACCGUGUUGCGAGACACUACAGGGUAUGCCGGAGGAGUGUCGGUGCGGCGCGGUGAGGGCGGUGCUAAGGAUGCUUCAGGAAGAUUGGCCGGAAGAAGGGAUGGAGGAGAUGAAGAAGUUGGCAAAGCUUCCUUCCAUGUGUUUGUCACGUGGUCCUCAACAAUGCCAAGUUUAA
Messenger RNA from Oldenlandia corymbosa var. corymbosa, 747 nucleotides. NCBI's taxonomy places the organism in Eukaryota, Viridiplantae, Streptophyta, Magnoliopsida, Gentianales, Rubiaceae. The record is from the annotation of a GenBank genome assembly.